GCAGAUCCUACCCAAGCCCAGCUGCAGAGCCUUGCGAAGCUGCAGGAUGCCAUCAAAGUCAUGCAGAGAUUUGCCGGGCUGCCUGAGACAGGCCAAAUGGACCCAGUAACGAUAGCCACCAUGCACAAACCCCGCUGUUCCCUGCCUGAUAUUCUGGGGCCUGCUGGGCUGUUCAGGCGGCGGCGGCGGCGGCGACGCUAUGCUCUGAGUGGCAGCGUGUGGAAGAAGCGCACCCUGACGUGGAGGAUCCAGUCCUUCUCUCAGAACUCCCAGUUGAGCCAGCUGAUGGUGCGGACCCUCAUGAGCUAUGCCCUGACUGUCUGGGCUGUUGAGUCAGGCCUUACCUUCCAGGAGGUGGAUUCUCGGCACCAGGAGCCUGACAUCCUUAUCCACUUUUCCCGGGGCUACCACCAAGACAGUUACCCCUUUGAUGGGCCUGGUGGCACCCUGGCUCAUGCCUUCUUCCCUGGGGAGCACCCCAUCUCUGGAGACACUCACUUUGACGAUGAGGAGACCUGGACUUUUGGGUCAAAAGAUGGCGAAGGAACCGACCUGUUUGCAGUAGCUGUUCAUGAGUUUGGCCACUCCCUAGGCCUUGGCCACUCUUCUGCUCCCAACUCCAUUAUGAGACCCUUCUACCAGGGCCCGGUGGGUGACCCUCACAAAUACCGCUUGUCCCAAGAUGACCGUGAUGGAUUGCAGCAGCUCUAUGGGAAAGUGUCCCAUACCCCGGGUGACAAGCCCACAAGGAAACCCCUGGCUUCACCUCCACAGCCUCCAGCCUUGCUCCCUGACAGGCCCUCCACACCUGUGCCUGAUCGCUGUGAGGACAAUUUUGAUGCUAUUGCCAAUAUCCAAGGGGAAAUCUUCUUCUUCAAAGGCACCUGGUUCUGGCGCCUCCAACCCUCAGGACAGCUGGUAUCGCCCCGUCCAGCUCAGCUGCACCGCUUUUGGGAGGGGCUGCCCGAACACGUGAGGGUCAUCCAGGCUGCUUAUGCCCGUCCCCGAGAUGGCCGAAUCAUCCUUUUCAGCGGCCCCCAGUUCUGGGUGUUCCAGGACCGGCAGCUGGAGGGCACAGCGCGGCCACUGGUGGAGUUUGGGCUUCCUCCUGGAGAAGAAGUGGAUGCUGUGUUCUCCUGGCCUCUCAAUGGCAAGACGUACCUGAUCCGAGGCCAGCAGUAA
This is a messenger RNA of Peromyscus maniculatus bairdii (prairie deer mouse), 1182 nucleotides long. RefSeq names its product matrix metalloproteinase-25-like. Lineage: Eukaryota; Metazoa; Chordata; Mammalia; Rodentia; Cricetidae. Gene Ontology annotation, molecular function: metalloendopeptidase activity; zinc ion binding. Gene Ontology annotation, biological process: collagen catabolic process; proteolysis; extracellular matrix organization. Gene Ontology annotation, cellular component: extracellular matrix; plasma membrane. The record is from RefSeq and is a predicted model, not a curated record.